Molecule: messenger RNA, 2004 nt
Organism: Spinacia oleracea (spinach)
Lineage: Eukaryota; Viridiplantae; Streptophyta; Magnoliopsida; Caryophyllales; Amaranthaceae
Exons: 4
Coding region: 1-2004 (667 amino acids)
Biological process (GO): DNA integration
Molecular function (GO): nucleic acid binding
Source: RefSeq, a predicted model, not a curated record
AUGUGUAUUUCUAACAGCAAAAUGCUUGCAGAUCAGCAAGAACCUUCUCAGAAUCCUAACUCUGCCUAUUAUCUUAGCAGUAGUGAUUUGAAUGCCACAAAGUUAGUGAGCAUUGAAUUCAAAGGAAAAUGUUUCAGCGAUUGGAGGAGAUCAAUGAUGAUUGCAUUGUCAGCCAAAAACAAAUUGUGUUUUGUUGAUGGCAGUUUGAAUCAGCCAGCACCAAAUUCUUCAAAUCACAGAAUAUGGACUAGAUACGUAUUGCCUACAAUUUCAAAGGCAUAUGGACUGCUACUUCAAGAAGAGCAGCAGAAUGAAGUACACAAUCACAAGCAUCACUCACACACAGAGUCUACUGCAUUCAAUGGGAAAUUUGACAAUAAACCUUACAAAGGUUCAUACAAUAACAUUCCUAAUUCUCAGUAUGCAGGAGCUGGAAACCAAUACAGAAGCUUCACCAAUAGAAACAACUUAUACUGUGAGCAUUGCAAGAUGAGAAACCACACAAUUGACAAGUGUUGGAAGCUGCAUGGCUAUCCUAAAGACUUCAAAGGAAAAGGAAAAAGAAUAGCAGCAGCAGCUCAAUUAGAUGAGUAUAGUCCAAAAGAAAACAAGACAGAUGAAGGAUCAGGAGUAGUUCAUGCCACUUUUACUGAAGAUCAGUACACUCAGCUGAUAAAAUGCCUGCAUACUCAACUAGUUGCUAGUCAAGCAGAGAAUUCUAGCUCUCAGUCUCUUGGUCUAGAAACUACCUAUCAACCUCAAGGUACAUUCUGUCUCAUGUCUAAACUUAACAGAAAUUGGAUUCUAGACAGUGGAGCUAGUGAUCACAUGUGUUCUGAUUUAUCUUUAUUCAAGUCUUUUGAUCCUGUGAUUGAUGGAAAACAUUCAAUAACUGUAACUGAUGGUACUGAAAUCCAAGACCCUUCCAAGAACAAGCACACUCUGCUUGGUAAAUUGGAGAAAGGUCUAUACAGCCUAAGUGAGGAAUUCUUGGGUUGUGUAGCUGAAUCUUUCUGUCAGAUCUGUCCUCUAGCAAAACAGACUAGAUUUCCAUUCCCAAAUAGCUGUAUUAGGUCUACUAGACCUUUUAAACUGUUACAUCAAUUUCUUGUUGAUGUUGCAACUCAGUUUGAACUAUCAGUUAAACAUAUUAGAUCAGAUAAUGCCCUUGAUCUUACUGAAGGAAAAAUGAAGGAAUUGUUCCUCAACAAGGGUAUACUGCAUCAGAAGAGUUGCUCUUACACUCCUCAACAGAAUGGUGUUGUGGAGAGAAAGCACAAACAUCUUCUAGAAACUACUAGAGCAUUAGCUUUUCAAUCCAAGCUACCUGACAGAUAUUGGAACCACUGCAUUCUUACUGCAACAUAUCUGAUAAAUCGAAUGCCCUUGAAAAGCAUUGACUUCUGCACUCCCUAUGAAAGACUAUACAAAACCAAACCUUACCUUUCUCAAUUAAGAAUCUUUGGCUGUUUAUGCUAUAUAACCACACCCAAGAUCCACAGAUCCAAGUUUGACAGGAGAGUAGAACCAUGUGUAUUCCUAGGCUAUCCACCAAAUCAAAAGGCCUAUAAAGUCUUAAAUCUAGCUACCAAUACCUUGAUUGUUUCCAGAGAUGUAAUCUUCUAUGAAAAACAUAUCCCUUUUCAUUAUUCUCCUACUCCUAAACAAGCAUACUCUACUCAAUUUUUUCUUCCUAUUACUACUCCAUUUACAGAUUCUGCUAAUACUUCUUCUCCUAUACUGGACAGUCUCUCUUCUCCAUCUACAUCAUCAUCACCAAUAUUAACACCAUCAACUUCUUCCUCUCCCACUCAAUCUUCUGAACAUUCUCCAUCUCAUGUUUCCAAUUCCUCUCCCAUUCAAUCCACAGAACCACCUGAACCACCUCAAAGAAAGUCAACAAGAGUUUCAAAACCUCCUUCUCAUCUCAAUGAUUUUGUGUGUUCCAAGCCUGUGAAACAUUGGUGUAAUUUGGUUGCAUAUGACAGUCUACAUGAGCAAUAG